This is a messenger RNA of Aureobasidium melanogenum CBS 110374, 873 nucleotides long. RefSeq lists its product as uncharacterized. The coding region runs from base 1 to 873 and encodes 290 amino acids. Gene Ontology annotation, molecular function: acetylpyruvate hydrolase activity. The record is from RefSeq and is a predicted model, not a curated record. The transcript is spliced from 2 exons. NCBI's taxonomy places the organism in Eukaryota, Fungi, Ascomycota, Dothideomycetes, Dothideales, Saccotheciaceae.
AUGUCCUUCAACCGCCUCGUCCGUUUCGUCCCAGCCAGCGACUCCAAGGCAAUCCUGAUCGGCGAGCCCGUCGAUGCUGAACUUGAUGUCGGUCUCGCUCUCCGUAAGGGCGACGAGGUUGAAGUCAAGGUCUUUAGCGGAAAGUCCGCCUUGAAUCCCGGCUCGCUGUCAGACAAGACCGAGAAGAUCGCUAGACUGUUGUCACCAUUGUCGCAAGAGGAAGUUGGCACGAUACGCUGCAUUGGCCUGAACUACAAGACACACGCCCAAGAAGUCAACAUGGCCGAACCAUCAGAGCCCGUCAUUUUCCUCAAGCCAGCCACCUCGCUUGCAGACCCUUACCCUCACCCGACCAUUAUCCCCAAGCACACCAAAGCCUCCGAUACGGCAGACUACGAAUCUGAACUCGUCGUUGUCAUCUCCAAGCCUUGCAAGAACGUCUCCGAGUCGGAAGCCCUUGACUAUGUCCUUGGUUACACUGCCGCCAACGACGUCUCCAGCCGUGCCGCUCAGUUUGCCCAGAGCCAGUGGUGCUACAGUAAGGGCUUCGAUGGUGCAUGCCCUAUCGGUCCUGUACUGGCGAGCUCAAAGUUGAUCCCCGACCCGAGCAAGCUUCACAUCAAGGGUAGCAAGAACGGCAAUGUCUUGCAAGAUUCUGGCAUCGACGACCUUAUAUUCAGCGUCCCCAAGCUCGUCAGCUUCUGCUCGCAAGGUACUACUCUGCCCGCUGGCACUAUUAUCCUUACCGGAACUCCCGCCGGUGUAGGUGUAGGCAAGGACCCUAAGGAGUUCUUGCGAGACGGCGAUGAGUUCUCGAUCGAGGUUCACCCACACAUCGGUACUUUGACCACAGUGUUCCAAGACGAGAAAUAA